AUGGCACACAAACCCAAAUCCGCACGCGAGCAACAUUACCAGCUUGAAGACCAAGCGAACCUCCUCCCGAAAAAGCAAGUCAUAGUCGUCUUCUCGGCCCUGGCCUGCAUUCUGCUCGUCACGUUCAUCGACCAGAAUGCCGUCGGUGUCAUGCUGACCACCAUCGGCGGCGAUCUUCAUGCCGAGAACACCAUCUCCUGGGCCGCCACGGCGAAUUUGAUCGCAAACACGACUUUCCAAGUGCUCUAUGGGAGACUGAGCGACAUCUUCGGGAGGAAAGGCGUCCUUCUCACGGCCAUCGUGCUGCUGGCGGCGGGCGAUCUGGGAUGCGGUUUCGCCCAGAGCGGACCCCAGCUGUACGCCCUGCGAGGCCUGAGUGGCGUGGGAAGUGCCGGCAUCACGGCUCUUUCGAUGAUGGUUACGAGCGACAUUGUGACCCUGAGAGAAAGGGGGAAGUAUCAAGGCAUCCUAGGAUCUUGCGUCGGCUUGGGCAACAUCAUCGGCCCCUUUAUAUCGGCGGCUUUCACCGAGAAAGCGACCUGGCGGGCCACGUUCUGGUUCAUUUCACCCUUGGCAAUCGCGGCCGGAGGCAUCGUUCUCGUCGUCUUGCCACAGAAGAAACCAAAGGACAGUUUCAAGUCCAAGCUCCGCAAGGUCGACUUUAUCGGGUCCUUCUUCAGCACAGCCGGCAUGAUCUUGUUGUUGAUCCCCAUCUCUGGAGGUGGAAGCUACUUCGACUGGCGCAGUGUCAUGGUCAUCGUCAUGAUCAUCUUCGGAGCACUGUGCAUGGUCGCUUUUGUUCUUGUCGAAUGGAAGGUCGCCCAGUUACCAACCAUGCCUCUUCGCCUGUUCAAGAACCGCGCCGUCUGUGCGAUUCUGGCGCAGAAUUUCCUGUUCGGCUCCGUCUACUACAGCAUCUUAUACUACGUCCCACUCGCACUGCAGAACGUCCGCGGACUCAGUCCGUUGGCGUCUGCGGGCGUCAUUGCUGCCAUGGUAGGAGCUCAAAGCUUUACGUCCGUCGCGUCGGGCCAGUACAUAUCACGCACGGGUCGGUACGGGGAAGUGCUCUGGUUCGGUUAUGGCGUCUGGACCGUCGGUGCCGCACUGUGUUGCAUGUUCUCUCGGUCACUGCCCAUCUGGGCCAUGGCCAUUCUCUUGUUCAUCGAGGGCAUUGGGGUGGGGAAUUGCUUCCAACCAACUCUCGUCGCGUCACAGGCGCAUUGUGUCAAAGCAGAUCGCGCCGUGGUCAUCAGCACACGCAACUUCUGCCGAACCUUCGGAGCCGCCACGGGCCUGGCCGUAUGCGCCGCCAUCUUCUCCAACGUCCUGCAAUCUCGGCUGCCUCAAGCGUUGCCGGAUUCUUUUCGCCAGACCGUCACCGCAUCUAUCUUCAAGACGCCUGA
This is a messenger RNA of Exophiala xenobiotica, 1406 nucleotides long. RefSeq lists its product as uncharacterized. Lineage: Eukaryota; Fungi; Ascomycota; Eurotiomycetes; Chaetothyriales; Herpotrichiellaceae. Gene Ontology annotation, molecular function: transmembrane transporter activity. The record is from RefSeq and is a predicted model, not a curated record. The annotation marks the transcript as partial. Gene Ontology annotation, biological process: transmembrane transport. The transcript is spliced from 4 exons.